CAGGAAGCUGCGCUACGGAAAGAGGGAGGAGACUGCGGCGGCGACAGCAGGGACUGGUGGAAUCCCGAUGUGGCUGAGGGGCCGCCACCGCCAGCAGGGAGGCGGAGGGCUAGCAAGCCAAGCGGUGGCAACGCCGCUGCAGUCCUCUUUGCCUGCCUUGCAGCCCUCCUAGACACGCUCAUCUACGGAUCCUACCCUCCCAGCUCUUGCAAGCAUUCACUCGGCCGGUCGCCUGCUGACCCUCCUUCGCCACAGGCUCAUAGCGGAGGCAGCAGCGAGGUGUCCGAUUUGGGCACGUGAGGCCCGCGAUCCGCGGCGGUGGACGCCAGGCAGGGCAAGGCCAUUAGUGGGCGCCAGAAUGGAGAGGGGGAUGGGAAGGAAUCCAGCAGGAGACCUGGGGUGGAGGUGGGCGCCAGGCAAAAGUCGGGUUGGGGAGUGCGGUGAGCUACAUGAAAAGGGGGUAAGAACGGGAGCCAGACAAGGAUUUGAAGCAGGCAUGAAGACCCCCAACGCACAGGAAGCCGAAGGGCAACAAACCAGGGCAGCUGCAGGACGGGCCACUGGGUCUGCAAACAUGACAAAGAAAAAAGUCUCCCAAAAGAAGCAGAGAGGCAGACCUUCAUCCCAGCCCCGCAGGAACAUCGUGGGAUGCAGAAUUUCUCAUGGAUGGAAAGAAGGAGAUGAGCCCAUCACCCAGUGGAAAGGAACCGUUCUGGAUCAGGUGCCUAUAAAUCCCUCUCUUUAUCUGGUGAAAUAUGAUGGAAUUGACUGUGUUUAUGGACUGGAACUUCACAGAGAUGAAAGAGUUUUGUCUCUUAAAAUUCUUUCUGACAGGGUGGCAUCAUCUCACGUUAGUGAUGCCAACCUUGCAAAUACCAUAAUUGGCAAAGCAGUGGAACACAUGUUUGAGGGAGAGCAUGGUUCUAAGGAUGAAUGGAGGGGUAUGGUCUUAGCUCAAGCACCUAUCAUGAAAGCCUGGUUUUAUAUUACCUAUGAGAAAGAUCCUGUCUUGUACAUGUACCAGCUUCUAGAUGAUUAUAAGGAAGGUGACCUCCGCAUCAUGCCAGAAUCCAAUGAGUCUCCUCCAACAGAGAGGGAGCCAGGAGGAGUUGUAGAUGGCCUGAUAGGUAAGCAUGUGGAAUAUACCAAAGAAGAUGGCUCCAAAAGGAUCGGCAUGGUCAUUCACCAAGUGGAAGCCAAACCCUCUGUGUAUUUCAUCAAGUUUGAUGAUGAUUUCCAUAUCUAUGUCUAUGAUUUGGUGAAAAAGUCCUAACUGUUAGGGUAAAAUUUGGCACAUGUGUGGAAACAAAUGUAUAAUUUGUAGACAUGCAAAAAAUGUUGCCUUUCAGUGUAUUGAAAGCUUAUGGAAUCCCUGAUAACCCAACAUCUUUGCCAGCAUUAACUGUUGUUUUGCUCUAAAAAAUACAAACUCGUGUGUAUAUGA
Messenger RNA from Macaca mulatta (Rhesus monkey), 1444 nucleotides. RefSeq names its product spindlin family member 2B (gene SPIN2B). Gene Ontology annotation, biological process: gamete generation. The record is from RefSeq and is a predicted model, not a curated record. NCBI's taxonomy places the organism in Eukaryota, Metazoa, Chordata, Mammalia, Primates, Cercopithecidae.